Molecule: messenger RNA, 1620 nt
Organism: Anneissia japonica
Lineage: Eukaryota; Metazoa; Echinodermata; Crinoidea; Comatulida; Comatulidae
Product: histidine--tRNA ligase, cytoplasmic-like
Biological process (GO): histidyl-tRNA aminoacylation; mitochondrial translation
Cellular component (GO): cytoplasm; mitochondrion
Molecular function (GO): histidine-tRNA ligase activity; identical protein binding; ATP binding
Source: RefSeq, a predicted model, not a curated record
UAGACGUCCGUACGGCAGCGAAUGUUUAGGAGCAGCAUGGAUAGUACAUUAAAAGCAGAGAUACAAAAAGAAAUAAUUAAACAAGGAAACGUUGUACGUGAUUUAAAAAAAGAACAAGCAUCUAAAGAAAAGUUCUGUGCCACUUUAUUUCCUACGUGCUCAACCAGGAUUUCUGAUCUGAAUUUAUUCUUCUUUCUGCCAACUUCCUGUUAAUUUCAACUUGCUGAAUAACUUACUUUGUGGAUGUCAAUUUGGAAAUGGCUCUUACCUGGACGAAACUUUAUCACCUGCGACGAUUGGGACGUGUCAAUGCAAAAUUAUUGCCACGAUGCAUUGCAACAUAUUUCACUGAUGUAUCACAGAUUGAUGAGGAGGUUGCAAAGCUUUUAGCUCUGAAGGCCAAGAUACAAGAUGCUCAGCCACAGAAGUUUGUUCUCAAAAACCCAAAGGGGACAAGAGAUUACAACCCAAAACAGAUGGCAAUUCGAGAGGGUGUGUUCAAAACAAUAAUUAAUUGUUUUAAAAGACAUGGUGCUGAGACUAUCGAUACCCCGGUCUUUGAAUUGAAGGCGGUUCAGAAUUGGUGGAGCAACUCUGUGAAGAUGAAGUGCUGAAGAAGAGCAAAGCGGCAAUGGAAGGCCUGCAAGAUAUGAAGCUGCUUUUAAAAUAUUGCCAGAUUUUUAACAUAGAAGACAAGGUAUCGUUUGACUUAAGUCUCGCCAGAGGAUUGGACUAUUAUACAGGUGUGAUAUACGAGGCAGUUUUGAAAGGAGCCGAGUUACUGCCUACAAAGGGGGGAGAGCAGGUUGGCGUUGGUUCCGUUGCUGGUGGUGGUCGCUAUGAUGGUCUGGUUGGAAUGUUUGAUCCCAAAGGAAAGAAAGUUCCGUGUGUGGGCGUCAGUAUCGGUAUUGAACGUGUCUUUUCCAUCAUGGAAGCCAAAGCUGCAGACAAUAAAGUGCGGACCACGGAAAUUCAAAUCUUGGUCGCGUCGGCUCAGAAGAAUCUUCUAGAAGAAAGAAUGAAGCUCUGCUAUGAAUUAUGGGAAGGAAAUGUCAAAGCUGAGAUGUCGUACAAGAAAAAUCCUAAAAUGUUGAACCAGCUCCAACAUGCAGAGGAUUCGGGGAUACCAUAUGUUGCUAUCAUUGGCGAGCAGGAGUUAAAGGAUGGCAUUGUUAAAAUUCGUAACACACUGACGCGAGAAGAAAAGCAUAUUCCACGAGGAAGUAUCGUCGAUGAGGUCAGAAGUAUAUGCGCCGAGUUGUAAUAUAUUUGUUACUAAGCAUUUAAAAUACUUGCAAGGGAUCCUGUUACUCAACAAAUUCACCCGCAAUUACUGUACGCUUAUUACAUGAUAAUAGAGUCAUAGAGCUAAUUAAGAACUAUAGUGCUGACUAGGUGACAAGCAUUGCAGAGUUGUGUAUGUGUACCAUUUAAGAUGGCCGACAGGAAAGCGCCAUCUUCAGGCUUAGUAUCAUGAGUAGAUUUCUCGCAUGAUUAAACAGUUGUAAAGGUUAUGGGUUUGGUUUACAUCAGUUCAUACUUUGAACAGGUCAUUCCAUUUUUAAAGGAAGUUUUUUGAUGGAAAAAGUGUGGUUGAGUCUAACUCCUUGAAGAAUAGAU